AUGGCUUCCUCUUCGGUGAAGGCCAUAAUGGCAAAGGCGGUGACAACGUCCCCAACCUUCUUUAGCGACAGCAAUUCGGUGAAGGGGCGCAAAGAGCAGAAAGAUGCGAUUCGGAAGGAGCGGAAGGAGCGUGCGGCAACUCUGUCUCAGUGGUACGGCAUGAAGAAAGUAAAUCUUGGCGCGGAGGAGCGACGGGAGCUGGAGCUGUUGCAGUUCCGCAACUUCAUCAACCCGGAGCUGAAGCACCAGGCGCCGAAGAAGAGCAGCACGGAGCAGAGUGAGUUUGUGGAGUUUGGCUUUUUUGCCGGCACGGGGCGAAACAAGAGACGCCGUCUCAAGUCAUUUGCAGACGAAUGGAUUGCAGAGAACCCCGAGUUGGAGCAGGUCGUGGCAAGGCGACUUAAGCGAAACGUGCGGCUGAACCGCAAGACAAAACAAAUUAUGGCGAAGAAGGCUGCGAGAGAGGCGGCUCGUGUGAAGGCCACAAAGUCUUCAAAACGGUUCAAAAAGAAGGGCAUGAUAUUGUGA
Molecule: messenger RNA, 528 nt
Organism: Trypanosoma cruzi
Lineage: Eukaryota; Euglenozoa; Kinetoplastea; Trypanosomatida; Trypanosomatidae
Exons: 1
Coding region: 1-528 (175 amino acids)
Source: RefSeq, a predicted model, not a curated record